Drosophila obscura is the source of this 869-nucleotide messenger RNA. It is a transcript of the gene Tom20, whose product is annotated as mitochondrial import receptor subunit TOM20 homolog B. Gene Ontology annotation, molecular function: transmembrane protein transporter activity. Gene Ontology annotation, biological process: tRNA import into mitochondrion; protein import into mitochondrial matrix; protein targeting. NCBI's taxonomy places the organism in Eukaryota, Metazoa, Arthropoda, Insecta, Diptera, Drosophilidae. The transcript has 3 exons. Gene Ontology annotation, cellular component: mitochondrial outer membrane; mitochondrial outer membrane translocase complex. Bases 43 to 543 code for a protein of 166 amino acids. The record is from RefSeq and is a predicted model, not a curated record.
AUACAUAUAUAUAUAGUUUAAGUGAAGAAUCAUUUUUUUGAUAUGCUCGAAAUGAAUAAAACUGCAAUUGGAAUUGCGGCUGGAGUUGCUGGUACUUUGUUCAUUGGAUAUUGCAUCUACUUUGACAAAAAACGCCGAAAUGACCCAGAAUAUAAGAAGAAAGUCCGUGAGCGUCGCCGCCGCAGCAAAAAAAGUGGACCUUCCAAGGCAGGAAUACCAAAUCUAAAUGACCAUGAAGCCAUCGAAAAAUAUUUUCUGCAAGAAAUUCAGUUGGGUGAAACCCUUAUAGCCAGAGGAGAUUUCGAAACUGGUGUAGAGCACUUGGCAAAUGCGAUUGUAGUGUGUGGCCAGCCGGCACGUUUGCUGCAAGUGCUACAAUCGUCCCUCCCUGCUCAGGUAUUUGCAAUGUUGAUUGUAAAAAUGCAGGAGUUCGGAAACCGAGCUGCGGAGUCGAACGAAGUUCAGGUCAAUGUUGGAGGACAGCAAGUGGACAGCAAAAUACUAGACAGCUCAUCGGUAGCUGGAAUUGAUGAUCUGGAAUAAAAAUUGGAGAAGGCCGCAAAUACUAUAAAAAAAUGUUCAACAAGAGAAAUUAAGGGCCUCAUAUAUUAGUUACGUUUCCAAUACAUACAAAUAAAUGUACGUAAACUAAUGAUUCACGCAUGUACCCAUAUUUUUCUUGUGUGCGGCCGUGACGUAAAAUUGUUAAAUCGUAUGCUAUACUAAGUAAAGCAGAUCGUCAGGCCCACGUAAAUAGGAAAAUAAUUACUAUAUCCGUUUAAUAGCUUAACUCAACAUUAAAAAAAAACAAGGAAUGGAGUUUAUAAUUAACUAAUCGCCAUACAAAAUAAAACACGUAACGGCCUGAA